Hippoglossus stenolepis (Pacific halibut) is the source of this 1466-nucleotide messenger RNA. RefSeq names its product sperm associated antigen 8 (gene spag8). The transcript has 7 exons. Gene Ontology annotation, cellular component: cytoplasm; nucleus. Gene Ontology annotation, molecular function: microtubule binding. Gene Ontology annotation, biological process: positive regulation of transcription by RNA polymerase II. The record is from RefSeq and is a predicted model, not a curated record. The coding region runs from base 71 to 661 and encodes 196 amino acids. NCBI's taxonomy places the organism in Eukaryota, Metazoa, Chordata, Actinopteri, Pleuronectiformes, Pleuronectidae.
CAUCAGAGCCCCGUUGCCAGGUGACACCUGUUAGCUUAGCGCUGCUAGACGUUAGCUUAGCGGUGCUACAAUGAGGCGACGGGGACACACUCGGGAAAGUGAAAUAGGAAAAUGUUUGUCGCAGAUGUGGGAGGAAGAGGAGGAGGAGAAGGAGAAGGAGGAGGAGGAGCAGAACAGCGCAGCUCUCGACAACGAGGACAAUCCGUCUCAGAUCCAGAGACGUGGACACUUUGGGAUUAUCACGAUGGAUCAGGACUCUGAACUGGAGACGCUCACCACAGUGAGAGCAACGUACGUCGCUCCGAAGAGUCACGACGUGAGGCUGAAAGGCAUCAGAGGCGAGCUCAUGGAAAAACACUUGGCCCAGAGGAUAAGUGAAAAGAUUCGAGCUGAACAGAAUCCACCGACUCCCAAAACGGACUUCUGCUCCACGAGCCAGAGGGACUUCAGUGUGACGGGAUUUGUUCCUCUCAGCCUGGAAACAACACAAGUUCAUGAUUAUAAAACGGACGAGGCGAUUACAUUCUGGAGUGAAAACCAGCAGCGAGUAGAGGGUGUGACCGCCGUCGAGACCCCGACAUCACCUUUCAGGAAGUCGGCGUUUUUCACCAAACCAAUCAGCGAGCGGCUGGAUGAAACAAAGCCCCCCCCCGACAACUGAGAUAGUAUGUCACAUUACAUCACUGCUUUACCAGUUAUCAAUAAGGCUUUAGAGUGAAUCAGCCCUGCAGCGAGACGUCAAGGACAUCAGCGUAAUCACUGUGUGAUCGUUGAGAAUCACCGUCUAACAACUCUCACGGCCGAGGCUGAAUUCUCUCCCUCUGUGAAUCCAAACAAAGAUGAUGGACAGAACUGACAUUCACAGUGUUGCUGCUCAGUUUGAACUAAAUCAAAAGGUCAUAUUGAUAUUUUAUAUUUUAUAUUUAUCUUCUGUUGUGAACGAUUAGCAAAGAACGAUUUCAUUAAUGUUUAGAAAUGGAGUCGGAGCUUUGCUAACGAGCGAAGAUGCUUUGAAGAGUCGGAGGAUUCUGGAAACACACAACAGCGAUUAGUGACCUUGGUUGUGCAAGAGAUUCGUCUUUCAGAAAAACAGAUGCUUGGCUCUGUGACUUGAAUGAACUGCCCAGACACUUGAUCUUGGUCCUAUUACAACAUCUGUAUAGAGUUAGGUGGAGUUAUAGUAUUAAGUAUAAGUAGUUUCCUUAUUAAACCACAUUUAGAUUCACUGGAUUCACAUUUUUAUCUGGAUCUGCACCAAAUUGCACAGACUCAUAAAUAUCCGUCCCUAACAAAAUCUAACAAAAUCGGUCACAUCUGUCAUAAUGUCUGCAGUCUCCCAAGUUUUAAAAAAAAAAUCAGCUGAUUUGAAAACCUUCUACUGUGCAGCAGUUAUGAAAGAACCUCAUAAUUUUCUGAUCUCUUUAACCUCAUUUACUGUCUCAAUAAAGAUAAAAACAUCCACUUUU